This is a messenger RNA of Trichoderma aggressivum f. europaeum, 1059 nucleotides long. Its product is annotated as transcriptional regulator family: Fungal Specific TF. The transcript has a single exon. The record is from RefSeq and is a predicted model, not a curated record. The coding region runs from base 1 to 1059 and encodes 352 amino acids. Gene Ontology annotation, molecular function: zinc ion binding; DNA binding. NCBI's taxonomy places the organism in Eukaryota, Fungi, Ascomycota, Sordariomycetes, Hypocreales, Hypocreaceae. Gene Ontology annotation, biological process: DNA-templated transcription.
AUGAUCGAAAUGUUUCUCAACAAGAUAAACUCGGUACUUCCGUUAUUUCACGCUGGCACAUUCUUGCGUCUGGUUGGCGAAUGUUAUUCCCGCACACCUCGACAACGGGAUCCAGUCGCGUGGGCUGCGAUCAACGUGGUCCUGGCCUUGACCUGUCAGCAAAUCUCGCCACCAGAUGGUGAUGGUGAUGUAGGAGCUCGGGCGGACCAUACCACCGAAUAUCUGAAUAGAGCACAAUCCGUCAUCUCAGAUGUAAUGCUGAGCGAAACUCGACUCUUAAACAUACAGACGCUAGUAGGCAUGGUGAUGGUCCUCCAGAGCGCCCACGAUCCAACCCAAGCUCUGAUCUUGAUAGCAGCAACAAUUCGCCUAGCACACAAAAUGGGUCUUCAAAAUCGGGCCACAUCAGCACACCUAGGCCCUGAAGAAAGGAGACAGCAUAAUCACGUCUUCUGGCUGGUGUAUAUCUUGGACAAGGAUUUAAGUCUGCGGGCACAACAACCGUCUAUCCAGGUUGAUGAUGACAUUGAUCUAGACUUACCACAUUCCCUACCUGCGGAUGAUGAUGGCGACGGUGACGCUCCUGGAGUAGUAGCUACCUCUGAUGGAAACGCCAGGAUGAACUACUUUCUGGCUCGUGUACAACUAGCUAACAUCGAGGGCGGCGUAUAUGACUGCAUCUUCUCAACGAGAGCGGCGAAACGCAGUCCGGAGGAGCGACUCGCCGCAGCCGAUAGUGUACUUGGAGCCCUCGAGAAAUGGCAGGCUGAGAUACCAUCUGAGUUCGGAGGCGCCGCCGUCAUUGCUUCGAUGGCAAAUGACGACUCCGCAAGUAUUGGCUUCUUUUGUAUUUUACACUCUAUCAGCCUUCGUUGUAUGACUCUUGUUAGUAGAGCUCAUGCUUGGAACGAGGAGUGGGUGCGGGGCGUGCACGACAUUGUGAGAGGUACGAGAAAACUGCAGCUUCCUGUUAUAUGGUCAGCACUGGUAUACCAAGCGCGGGACUACAUGAUUUUGUUUGAACAGGCAUGGUCAGCGGAGAUCUGGUUUCGCUGGUAA